GAGCAACAGGCUGGCUGACGCUCUGAGCCGGGCCACUCUUUGCUCUGAGGCUACUUGUGAAAAGUCUCGCCAGGAUGGGAACUCUGCUGCUUCGAGGCGUCCUCCGCUCCCAGACACACCCCUGGGCGCCCCCAGCGCAAGGGCACGCUCGCAGGGACUAACUAACGACCAUGGGAAGACAACAAGCCCGUCUCUGAGGAGCGCACAGCUUCUUCUGGUUUUUUUUUUUAGUUCUGUAGGGAAAAAGUCAAAGGAAUACCAGACAGAAAAUAAUGACAACUGGAUAAGGGAUAAACCACCGGCAAGAUGAACCCCUCCUCUCUGGACUGGUCCAUUCAGAGCGCGCUGUCGUCGCUCUUCCCGCCCUUCGAGGCCACCGCUCCCACCGUACUCAGCCAGCUCUUCCGCACCAUCGACGAGCGUUUCCAGGGCGACGCGCUGCAGUGCCUGCUGGACUUCCUCAUCCCGGCCAAGCACAUCCUCGAGAGCGUGCAGCAGGCGGCCUGUGCUGCGUACUCUGAUGUGGUGUUCCGCUGCGAGGGCUGGCCACUGUGCCUGCGCGACCGCGUGGUGAUCCAGCUCGCGCCCAUCAACCCGCUGCUGCUGCGCCCCGGCGACUUCUACCUGCAGGCGGAGCCCUUCGGGGACCAGGCGGCGCGCAUCGUCCUCAAGAGCCUGCUGGCGCAGGGCGAGGAGCUGCUGCUGGAGCAGGCGGGCCUGGGCUCGCACGCCGAGGCCCUGGGGGUGGAGGAGACGCCCAUCCUGGAGACGUCCUACCCGUGCAUCUUCACCGAGGCCUGGCUGCGGGAGAUCAACGAGGGGAGGCAUGGCGCGCCGCUUCGCACCUGCGUGCUGUCGUCCGACCAGGGCGUGGUGAAGGUGCCCUGGGCCGAGAUUGCCAAGCCCGAGUUCCUGGACCGUCCGAAGAGCCGGGUGCUAAGUGCGAGCGUGUCGUCCGCGGGCGUGUCUGCGGGUCUGCAGGACGUCCAGAUGGAGGCCUCCGCUCCCCCGCUGCCGGGGGCCCAGUCGUCCGUCCAGUCCGAGCUCUCGUCGCUCACCAUGGAGACGGUCAUCCUCCCGGCCAAAGACGGCAUCGCCGUCUCCUUGCGCCUCACCGGCGGCAACAACUCCAAACCCGUCAAAGUGGACCAUGGCACGGCCGUCAACAACCCGUCCGGUAAGCCGGUGGGCUGGGUGUCCCCCAACACGUGGGACACCCGGCACAAGUGGGAGAUGGAGGGUGAGUAUGUGGACCUGGUGGAGUUCAACAAGGAGAAGGAGGCCCUGGCUCUCAGCAAGCCCACCCCGCCCAAGGGCCUCCCCCUGCAGGGCCUCAGGCCAGUCCGACCGGCCCCUCCAGCGCCCAAACGGGACCGUCCGCCCCAAGGGGGACCCCUAAAUCUCCCGGGGGACCUGUGUGCGGCGUACGGUAAAGGAGUACCGCUCACCCUCGACCUGGAGGCUAAGAACAGGCACCGCGAGUCGUACCUGGCCGCCUUAAUGAACCCUGUCUGUUUCGGGGGCAGUUUGGCGCCCCUGGAGGAGAGUGUGGCUGACGUAGAGGAGCCUGGCUGUGGGCCUGGGGGUCCAGCACUGACGGCUCAAGCCUGCCUGGAGGGCUGUCCCUCUCAGACCACCCCUGAGGGGGGAGAGAGCUCGCCGAAGCCCCGACCGGCAGGGCCGUCUGGGCAGCCGUGCGGCCCGGCAAACUUCGGGGGCCACCCAAAGAACACAGGGGCCUCUCCUCAGCCCCUGCUCGUGCUGCACUGCCACCAGCCAGACUCCGGCGGCGGCCGGGAAGGACUUCAAAGAGGACCCAGCGUCCAGAAAUUCCCCAAGACCCAAAUGUUACGUAAACUUGGGCAGCCGUGCAAGCCGCAGCUCGACACGCGCCCGGCCAGCCAGGGCUCCCUUGAGGCAGAGGGCCAGCAGCAGCAGCAGACCCCCCUGCUGCCCCAGGACCCAUGUCAAGCCAAACACCAUAAAGCAGCGCUUCAAAGCCAGACCCCACACCAGGCCGCAGGGCCACAAGCGGCGUCGCCCACCAAGAGCCCAGCGCUGCCGUCCCCCGCGGCGGGAGUGGAGGCCCACUGUCCAAACAGCCGCGCUAGCGCCCACGUGACGCAGAGCACCCCGGAGACCCCGGGCCAGGCGGAGGUGCCGAGGCUGUGGGGCAAGGGCCGCGCCAAGCAGCACUCGCUGUCGUCCGUGUCCGACUCGGCCCGAGAAUGCCUGCAGGCCCACAAGAUGCCCAGCAGGAGCCUGAGCGACGUCUGCCCCGAGGUCAUUCCCACCAUCCGGGUCAUUCAGAACAAGAAGACCACGGCCUUUGGUCUGGUGUCUCCAAAAAUGGACAGGAAAGCCCAGUCUAAACAGUCCAAGAAAGAUGGUUACCAGUCUGAACCGGGCACCCCUCAGGCACCGGACCGGAAGCUCCAGCCGCACCCCGCCGACCAGUCUCCCGUCGCUGGGCCCAGGUCGUCAGCGAGCCCCCUCUUCAAACCGCUCCACCCGGACAGCAUCAUUCUCCUGCCUCUGAGCCUCGCCUGCCUGCCAGGAAGUAGGGACCGUGCGGGCCGGGCGGUGUUGGAGGUGCACGGGGACAGGAAGGGCUGGACGUGCCCCCUGGUGACCUCUGUGGAGCUCUGCAAGCUGCUGCUCUACCUGCACUCCAUACCCAGGAAAGAGGUGCGGGAUUUAGGGCUGACUCUGGUCGUCGACGCCAGAAGGGUCCCUCCUCCACCUGUACUCUACAAAUCCCUGCUUAUGAUUCAGGAGCAGGCGCUGCAUGCGGUGCACGGGAUCGUAGUGUUGGUGGAUAAAGAGCUGAACCCGCGGCCAGACAGACACACGGGCCUGCAGAUGGACAUCAUCACCUCCCUGAAAGCUCUACAUAAGAUUGUUGAUGGACAGCAGCUGACCUCUGACCUGGGUGGGACUUUCCUCUACAAGCACAGCGAUUGGCUGCAUUUCCACCAGAAAAUGGCUGCCUUCAUGACUGACCUUCAAGAAGCCGCCUCACUUCUCCAGAAAGCCAUUAAGAAAUUAGACGGCGCCAGGAAGAUGGACACUGUGAAGGAUGUGAAGGCGUGUAUAGAGGAGCAGCGGAGUUCGAUGAAAGAGGUGCUAGAGGACACCAGAUUGGUCACUUUACAGAGGGAGGGAGGGGCUAUCCUUGCCCGAAUGAGGAAGGAGGAAUUUCGAUUUGCCCUGUCAGAAGACUACAGAGAUGGCAUGGAGGCUGUGCGGAGCCUGUAUAACCAGGUGGAGGAGAAGGUCCACUCGCUGGUCAUGAGGUCCAACCAGUCCCUGCAGCACCUCGACCACCUGCUCCAGCUGAGGACCAUGGAGGACAAGAUCACCUGGAUCAGGGAGUGGUUCGCCACGGAGGAGCAGUCCUGGCUGAGAGAGGUCAGCCCCGCGGAGGACCGUCUGGACGCUGUGGAACAGAGGCUCCAGCACCUCACGUCCUCCCUCAAUAAGGCCAAGGAGUGGAAGGCGGAAGCAGAAGGGCUGGCACAAGAAGCCGACAAGAUCCACAGGGCCUCCUACCCGGAAGCCGAGGUGUUCCACGCGAUGGUUACUACUCUCAACGCCGACCUGGCCGAGAGACUGUCGCGGGCCGAGCAGACCCAGGCCACGCUGGACACAACAGCCCGUCUGUACCGGUUCUGCGAACAGGCCAUGGCUCUGGCGAAGGAGUGCGAGCAGUGUCUGGAGCAGGUGGGGAGCGGGUGCUACCCACACAGGGCCAACGCGGGCGCCCUGAGGGCCUUCGACGAGCGCUUCCGGAGCUUUUCCGCCGAGCGCUUCCAGGAGGCCAAGGCCGACGCGCUGGCUCUGGGAGGCCCGGUGGGGAUGAGGAUGUGGGCGGCGGCCUGGGCUCACUGCCAGGACGUCGGCGGGAGGCUGCAGGGGAGGCUGAAGGCCUCGGACGAGGGCCCGGCGCAGCCCAGAGGAGCCGAGGGACCCGGGGCGGCCGAGGCCGCGUCUCCGCCGCGCAGUCCGAGCGCGCCGGCGGCGCCGCCACUCGCGGCCUCGGACACUCCCACCCUCGAGUACAAAGAGUGCGACCGCAGAGGCUCCUCCUGGACGGGCUCGGCCGAGAGCCGAGACAGCCGCGCCAGGCAGAGCGAGGAGGCCACGGUCACCUGUUUCAACCUCCACUUCAAACCCGAGGGGAAGGGGAAGAGAGGGGCCAACGGGCCUGCUGUGGCCCCCAAACCAAGCAACCACCUCAAGGCUCCUCAGCCCCCCGUAAGCACAGAGACGCCGGCCCACCCUCCCCAACAGAGUCCGACACAGAGCGCUGAGGUGCAGAACACGGCGCCGGUGGCCCCCUCCAGCCCAACCAAAGCAUCCGCCGAUCUCGUGGCGCUCCAAAACGAAACGGAGCAAAAGAGUUCGAGUCCUCCGCUGCCCUCUGCCACAAAGACUCAAGGUCACGCUGCCCAGUGCUCGUCAGGCGGAGCGUCCACUAGCGCCCCCCCGGUCACCAGCAGGUGGUGGAGGGGUUCCCGGGAGCAGCACAGCCACAGCGAGGACGACCUGCGGAGGAUGGAGGAGCCGGCCGAGCGGCCGCCGUGCCACCGCGCCCUGGGCCGCUCGCACAGCGAGGGCUCGUGCGUGAGCGCCGCUCGCUCCUCGCGCCACACGGGCUCCAUGUCCAAUUGCGCCGUGUUCGGCAGCCAAACAGGCUCCAAUUCUACAGCCUCCUCCCACCACCACCACCACCACCUCAGCCACUCGUCCCAGCUGACCCCACACAGACCCCGCCGGGGCUCCGAGGAGCAGAGGCUCUGGCCGGAGGGACACCUCCAUCUCCACCCUCACCUCCAUCUCCACCCCCACAUGGAGACUCAGGCCUCCUCAGAUCCAGCCACAGAGGCCGGCUGCAGACUGCAGAGUCCCAGGACUGCUGGGACAUCGACGGCCGAGGAGAGCAGCAACAUCCUGAAGCUGCAGCGCAUCAUGGAGGAGCUGCUGGUGACGGAGCGCGAGUACGUGCGGGCGCUGGCCUACGUGACGGAGCACUACUUCCCCCAGCUGGAGCGCGCCGACGUGCCCCAGGACCUGCGCGGCCAGCGCGGCUCCAUCUUCGGCAACCUGGAGAAGCUGCGCGACUUCCACCAGCACCACUUCCUGCAGGAGCUGGAGCUGUGCCUGCGCGAGCCCUUCCGUGUCGGACGCUGCUUCCUCAAGCAUAAAGAGAACUUCAGCCUCUACGCGCUGUACAGCAAGAACAAACCCCGCUCAGACAAUCUUCUGAAGCACCACGGCCAUUUCUUCAAGCAGAAGCAGCUGGAGCUGGGAGAUAAGAUGGACCUGUCGUCGUAUCUGCUGAAGCCGGUGCAGCGCAUCAGCAAGUACGGCCUGCUCCUGCAGGACGUGGUGCGCGAGGGCGGCGGCGGCGGCGGUGGUGCGGGGCCCGCCCGGGGACACCAGCGCUCCGAGGUGCAGGCGGCGCUCGAGGUCAUCCAGUUCCAGCUUCGCCAUGGCAACAACCUCCUGGCCAUGGACGAUAUCCAAGACUGUGAUGUCAAUCUGAAGGAGCAGGGCCAGCUGAUUCGUCAGGAUGAGUUCCUGGUCUCCUUCCGGAAGAAGAAGUGCUACCGCCACAUCUUCCUCUUCCAGGACCUCAUCCUCUUCAGUAAGACCAAGAAAACCGAGGUCGGAAACGACGUCUACAUUUACAAACAGUCCUUCAAGACAUCAGACAUUGGCAUGACCCACAACUGUGGCGACAGCGGCCUGUGCUUUGAGAUCUGGUUCCGGAGGAGGAAGUCUCAGGAGACGUACGUCCUGCAGGCGGCCAGCGCGGAGCUGAAGGAGGGCUGGACCAGGGACCUGGAGCGCAUCCUCUGGGAGCAGGCCAUCCACAACCGAGAAAUCCGAAUGCAAGAGAGGGUGUUCAUGGGCAUCGGUUACAAGCCUUUCAUGGACAUUCAGCCCAGCGAAGCGGCAAUCAGUGACCGAGCCAUCAACUGUGCCCUCAGUGGAAGAGAAUGCAAAGCUGCUGGCCAUGGGUUGUCUGGAAGGUUCCCCGCCCUCAGGCCCAACUCCGUCAGAAGGACGUCCUCCUCUGGCAGCCACUCGUCCUCCUCCUCGUCCUCCUCUGGUCGGGGGUCCAUGUCCCCUGUCGGGGGUUAUCUCUGCCCCAUCAACAGUGCGCCAGUGGUGGGCCUCGCUGGUCUCUCCCUGUCCCCUGCUGGGGUGCUGGAGGAGGAUGACCUGGACCAGGAGCAGAGGAACCAUCAUAUUCUGGUGGAUAGCUCCGAGUCGUCUGGGGAGAGCGUGAGCGGCUUCAGCAGCUCCGGCCGCAGCUGCCUGUCUGUGAUUGGUGGCGAGGUGGAGGAGUCGUCCUCCGAGGGAUCUGUCCAGUGCACCAAGGGCUCGGCAGUGCAGAAGGGGCCCCUGGAGCCCACAGAGCAGCCCGCCCUCUCCUCCACACCCGCCACUCACACAAGGGAUCAACCACUCAGUAAGGUUAAAGAAGUGAACAUUAUAGGCAAAUCCACUGAAGUGUAACUUGCAGGCAUGCAUCAGACACAUUCCACAUCAGAAGCAGCCCGGGUGAUUGCCUGAAUGAAACUGUAGCAGAGGCAGUAAAAAGGGGAUGGACUAUUUCUCAACAGGGGGGAGAUCUUUUUGCCACUGCCAAAGUCAGAAGAGGCCAAACAGUGACUGCUACCAACUUGUGCUUUUGUGUGUUUAUUAUAAUACGGUAAUCUCUCCUCUCAUGGAGGUUUUCGUGAAGCAUAUGCCUGAGGACCUCACACUGAGGAUAGAACACAGUGCAGUUUCCUAAGAACAAUGCACAGGAAGCACAUUGAAAUGUACUGCAGGUUAUUUCACAUGUUUCAGGUCUGCAAGGCAAUUUCAGAAAUUGUUCACAAUAUUGUUGUUAUGCCAUAAAUAUGAAUGAAUUGUUUAUACUUGGGACUUCCUGUGGACAUCUAAGCUUAAUUUAGCGCUGGACUAACUAAUAUUAUGUCUAUAUGUGUGUGUAUGUGUGUGUGUGUGUGUGUGUGUGUGUGUGUGUGUGUGUGUGUGUGUGUGUGUGUGUGUGUGUGUGUGUGUGUGUGUGUGUGUGUGAGUGUGUAUGUGUACAUAUACAGUAUAUGUGUUGGUUUUGCUGUGUAAGAUUCUCAAUAUUUUACAUUACAUUGCAGUCUAUAUCUACAUUCACCAGUGAGAGAAAUGGUCUGACACUGUCAUUUUGAGUCAUUUUGCAUUCAUUUUUAAGUUGUCAUACCGUUUUCUCUGUCGUCAUAAACACUUAACACACACACACACGCUUCAUGCCGUUAUGGCUGGCUGUGCCAGUCUCUCUCAUUUUAACUACAUUUAUGGCCAUGUAAGGAAAUGCAAUGUAUUCUAAUCUAGGCACAUCUACUGUGAUAUGUUAUGAAAACAGUAUCUAGAUUGCUAUGUUAGUAGACAUUAAAAUGUAACUCCUAAACUGCAUAAGGUAGCCGGUAACAGUCAUAAACCUAUAUGUAUGCACUCAAAUAGCUCCCUUGCUUCUUGUUAAGAAUACUUCAGAAUUAUCUGAUGUACAGUAGGGAGAAACACUAUUCAUUUCUGGGAAGAGAUUCUGUAUUUUUUCCCUCCACAUAAGGUGCUGUUAACUUUUAUAAUGUUGUGUUUAAUGAUGUCUAUUGUAUUUAUUCAUUUUAUUUUUCCUCGUCCGUGUAUUCAAAGGAUGUCCUUCAGGACCAUUGUUAAGUUAGCAUAAGAAUGCUACGCAGGCGACUGUUUUCAGUAACAUCUGCUUUGUUAAAUAAAGUGGCUUUGAG
This is a messenger RNA of Sardina pilchardus (European sardine), 7799 nucleotides long. RefSeq names its product quattro (gene quob). NCBI's taxonomy places the organism in Eukaryota, Metazoa, Chordata, Actinopteri, Clupeiformes, Clupeidae. The transcript has 24 exons. The coding region runs from base 307 to 6528 and encodes 2073 amino acids. The record is from RefSeq and is a predicted model, not a curated record. Gene Ontology annotation, molecular function: guanyl-nucleotide exchange factor activity.